AUGUCGGUCCUCCUCGAGACGAGCGCCGGCGACAUCGUCAUCGACCUCCUUGUCGACUAUGCGCCCAAGGAGUGCGAAAACUUCCUCAAACUGAGCAAGAUCAAGUACUUCAACUUCUCCCCGAUACACUCUGUCCAACAAAACUUCUCCUUCCAGACGGGCGAUCCUCUCGGCCCGACGUCCGCGCAGUCCGAUGGCGGCUCUUCGAUAUGGGGCCUCGUCUCGGGAGGCAGCAAGACCUUCAAGGCGACACUGCACCCAAAGCUCAAGCAUCUCGAGAGAGGCACAGUCUCCAUGGCGACCGCGCCGCAUCCCUCCGACCCAGAGGCCCGCAUGGCAGGCAGCCAGUUCAUCGUGACAUUGGGCGACAACACAGACUACCUCGACGGCAAGGCCUCCAUCUUUGGCAAGGUCGUCGAAGGGUUCGACGUGCUCGAGAAGAUCAACAGUGCCAUCGUCGACAAGGACGGCCACCCCCUGGUGGACAUCCGCAUCAAGCACGCCGUCGUGCUCGACGACCCGUACGACGACCCGCCGGGCCUGCGCGAGCCGAGCCAGUCCCCGCCGCCGUCCAAGGCCCAGCUGGCCACCGUGCGCAUCGCCGACGACGCCGACCUCGACGAGGAGGUGGACGAGGAGGCCGCGGAGAAGGCGCGCAGGGAGCGGGAGGCGCGCGCCCAGGCCCUGACGCUCGAGAUGAUGGGCGACCUGCCGUUCGCCGAGGUCGCGCCGCCCGAGAACGUCCUCUUCGUGUGCAAGCUCAACCCGGUCACGGCGGACGCAGAUCUCGAGCUCAUCUUCAGCCGCUUCGGCAAGAUCCUCUCCUGCGAGGUCAUCCGCGACAAGAAGACUGGCGACAGCCUGCAGUAUGCCUUUAUCGAGUUUGCAGAGAAGACGGCCUGCGAGGCGGCCUAUUUCAAGAUGCAGGGCGUCCUGAUCGACGACCGCAGGAUACACGUCGAUUUCAGUCAGAGCGUGAGCAAGCUGGCGGACGUCUGGAGAGGCGGCGAGAACGACAAGCGCAAGCGCCGGCAUGGCGGCGGCUGGGGAGGAGUGGAAGGGCUGGAGAAGUGGAGAAAGUAUCGCAACGACGAUGGCCGGCGAGACGACGACGACAGCUACAAGAUGGUGUACGGCGACGAAGAGAUGCGUGGUCGGCACGCGCGGCAAGGAGGCGACGAGGCUAGAGAGCGCCGCUCACCGCCGCCCCCCGCAGAAGCUCGCGACCGCAAUGGUGCAGACUUUUCCAGAGGAAGGGGAGGCCGUGGCCGGCCGAACGGUCAUGGAGACUCACGGAGACGCAGUCGAAGUCCCCGACCAGAUAGGCCCAGAGAUCGCGCCAGGUCGAGGGACGGUGAUCGGCACGGCAGGGACAGAGACCGAGAUAGGCACCGCGGUGGCGGUAGUGGCAGGGCUUACGACGACAAGUACAGUCAAAGAAGGAAUGACGAUGGCCGUUACGACGACAGACGCCAGAGGGAUCGUGAACAAGACCGGCAACGAGGUCACGAUCGCCGGCGUUGA
Molecule: messenger RNA, 1524 nt
Organism: Microdochium trichocladiopsis
Lineage: Eukaryota; Fungi; Ascomycota; Sordariomycetes; Xylariales; Microdochiaceae
Product: cyclophilin-like domain-containing protein
Exons: 2
Coding region: 1-1524 (507 amino acids)
Biological process (GO): protein peptidyl-prolyl isomerization
Cellular component (GO): nucleus
Molecular function (GO): peptidyl-prolyl cis-trans isomerase activity; RNA binding
Source: RefSeq, a predicted model, not a curated record